AGUACAUUUAACACAAAAAAACACGGUAGUUUUAAUUUUCAUUACUGUUUUAGUUUUAGAGGGUAUUAAGAAAUAAGAAGUGUGAAAUAGCAAUAAUGUUCUAAAAAAAAAAAAAAAAAAAGGUGUGAAAUAACAAUGGGACAAGCGUUAAUUUUGGAAUCAGUUUCAAAUUACCAAUGCCAGCUAUCUAGCUGGUUGACUUGGUUCUUCAGUUUUUUUUUUUUUUUUUUUUUUUUUGGAAAACUCAGUAAUUUAUUCAUUUACUGUUAAUCUCUUCUUUUUUUGGUGCAAAUUAUACAGCUAAUUCUUAUUAUGUUAAAAUUCAAAAUAAGUAUUGGUACAACAAAGUAAUUAAACUAUUAAUAUAUAUACACAUCUCUUAGAUUACCUCUUAAUUCCCUUUCUUAUUACCCAGAAAACUUAAGAAUCUCAUGCAUUUCUAUACAUAAACAUAAAAUCAGCCUACAACCACAUUUCCCCAACCACAAAUUAUAUUACAUACAUCCCAAAUACAAAAAUAAAAACUCCUAAAUUCCUAAAGUCUUGAUUUUUUUUAAUUUCAACUAUAUUUUCCCCAUAUUUAGCAAACACAAUCUAUCUUACCUGUCCUUUGAAAUUUUAACCCACUUGUAUUUUGUUGUAAUUAUAGGUAUAGAAUUUGUUUUCUAAAAAUGGAGUUUUCCUUAAGAAAAUCAAUAUCCUUUCCUUUCAAACGCCAUAGCUGUCAAAACAUCUUCUCUUCUUCUUCUUCACCCUCCAUUGGUGAACAUCACCCCAUCCUCCCUCAUCACCGCCACGACGAAUACGAUGAUGCUUCAGGCCAUCAUCCUAUGACCUCUACCCCUCCAGGUGACCACCAAGUCAUCGUAAAAGUCGAGUCCUCAGACGACAUAAUACAAAGCAAUACUACUUUUAAUAAUGGUAAUAUUACCUCGUUGUAUCAUAAGAAAGGUGAAGAGAAUAAAAUUGGACGUCCUCCCUUUUCCAACAUGGCAGAAUUUUCCUUCAGACAAGCAGCGGAGGACCCCACGUUGUCGCCGUCGGAUUCAUUGAUAGGCAAGUUCUUGGAGCAAGAACAAGAGCUACAAGGCCUACAACGACGACAUAACAUGUCCGGAGAAUUGUCGGUAGAUAUCGACAUAGACGAGGUAGACAUGGAAGAUGAUCAUCUAAGACGCCAACAACAACAACAACAGCAACAACAACUGCAACAACAACAGCAACAACAAUAUAUGAAUUCACAUCAUGAUAAUCAUAGUAUUCGACGACAAGUAUUACAAGGUUUGCCACCUUUGCCUCCUGAUUGUUUAUCGAGGCAGAGUUUGAGUUAUCGAAGCGAUAUUCAAAGUCCGGAAAUUGCUAAUGGUAAUGGAAAUAAGUUAACCCAAAUGUUGAACACCCGUAGCAAUAGUAUUAGUAGCAAUAAUAACAUGGAUGCUGCGUCGAGGGAGACACGUGUUUCGUUUCAAGAGUCGUUUAAUCCGUACAACCACCCGAAUAUGAUUAGGCAAUCUUCAUCUGAGGUUGAUGAUGAUGACGAUGACAAUGAUGAUGAUGCCUCCUCCUCGAAGGCGGGUGAUCAUGGGAAUAAUCAUCAUCAUGAUGUAUAUGAUGAAGAAUUUGGGUCAACAACAAGAGUUGUGGGGGGUGGUGGGGUGAGUGUUCAUAGGAGGAGAUCUAAAAAUUCGAAUAAUAAUUCUAACAACGCUAACUUAAAGGAGAGGGAGAUGAUGAACAAUGCUAAUAGUAGUAGUAAUCAUGAUAGAGGGGAUGAUUUGAAUGAGGUUAUACGGUGUACAUCUAAUUCUUCGUCGAGGAAGAUGAGUAGUACGGUUUCCAUAGCUAAGACCAGGUCUAGGCUUAUGGAUCCUCCUCCUACUCCAUUUGAUCAAAGGUCCACGUCAGGGGUUAUACCAAAGUCGGGCCAAAUCUUGAACAACAACAGCAACAGCAACAACCACAACAAUAACAAUAAUAAUAAGUCGGGCUUGCUUGGGAAAUCGUCGAUGGGUGAUGAGGAGGAGGAGGAUCCUUUCUUGGAGGAUGACCUGCCUGAGGAGUACAAAAGAGGACAAAUUAGUACCUUACUUAUUCUUGAAUGGGUAAGUCUUGUUAUUUUGAUAGGUUCUUUAGUUUGUAGCCUUGUUAUUCCUGUUUUAAGGCAUAAAUCUAUAUGGAAGCUAAAGUUGUGGAAAUGGGAAGUUUUUGGGCUUUCGCUCAUUUCCGGGAGGUUGGUUUCGGGUUGGGUGAUUAAAGUUCUUGUGUUCUUUAUUGAGAGGAAUUUCUUGCUUAGAAAGCGGGUUUUGUACUUUGUAUAUGGUUUGAAGAAGGCGGUCCAAAAUGUUAUCUGGUUAGGACUUCUUAUCUUAACUUGGCAUUGCAUUUUCGACAAUAAAGUUGCGACUCAGGCUACGAGUGAGCCUCUGAAGAUUGUCACAAAACUCUUGGUCAUAGGUGAAGGGGGUGCUGUUCUAUGGCUGUUAAAGACCUUAAUGGUUAAGGUUUGUGCAUCGACGUUCCAUGUGAACGCGUUCUUUGAUAGGAUUCAAGAGUCAUUGUUCAAUCAAUUUGUGAUCGAGACACUUUCAGCCCCUCCUUUGUUCGACUUAAGAAGUGCUCGAGAAGAAGAGGAGAGGGCAAUGGCCGAGGUACAGAUGCUACAAAAUGCAGGGAUCAAUAUUCCCCUUGAUCUUAAAACCUCUGUUCUCGAAAGAAGUAAGAGUGCAACCGUGGGUUUGCAGCAUCUAUAUAGCCAGAACAGUAAGACUCUCGGGACAGGGACCGUGUCACAACCCAUCAAGAGUCCCGUGAGACAAAGUGUAGGCCUUUCAGGGCCAAUUGGUAAGAAGUAUCAUGACGAAGGAAUACCAAUUGAUCGGUUGCAUAGGCUAAACCAAAAAAAUGUCUCUGCUUGGAAUAUGAAACGAUUGAUAAGAAUUGUAAGACAUGGAUUUUUGACUACAUUAGAUGAACGUAUAGAGAAUACUAAUACGACUCAUGAAGACGAGUCCACGACACAAAUUAGGAGCGAGGUUGAGGCUAAAGCCGCAGCAAAGAAAAUAUUCCGCAAUGUUGCUAGACCAAGGUCUAGGUACAUUUAUUUGAGCGACCUUAUGCGAUUUAUGCAAGAAGAUGAGGCAUAUAAAACAAUGAGUCUUUUUGAAGGAGCUUCUGAAGCUGGAAGAAUAAGCAAGUCGGCAUUGAAGAAUUGGGUGGUUAAUGCAUUUCGUGAACGAAGAGCACUGGCUUUAACUCUUAGUGACACGAAAACAGCUGUUAACAAGCUACACAAGAUGGUGGAUGUUUUAGUCAGCAUAAUCAUAAUUCUGAUUGCUGUAAUCGCGCUUAACAUCAUACCAUCAAAGUCCAUCUUAUUCCUAAGCUCUCAGCUUGUUGUUGUGGCUUUUGUUUUUGGUAACACUUGUAAGAAUGUCUUCGAGUCCAUCAUCUUCUUGUUUGUUAUACACCCCUUCGAUGUUGGUGAUCGUUGUGAGAUCGAUGGAGUUCAGAUGGUUGUGGAAGAGAUGAACAUUUUAACUACAGUUUUCUUAAGGUACGACAACCAGAAGAUCAUAUAUCCGAACUACAUUCUUAUAUCGAAGCCCAUUCAUAACUAUUAUCGUAGCCCUGAUAUGGGAGAUGCUGUUGAAUUUUGCCUUCAUGUUGCUACUCCUCCAGAGAAAGUUGCACUUAUUAGGCAAAGAAUAACUAGUUAUAUCGUGAACAAGAAGGAACAUUGGUAUCCAGACCCAAUGAUAGUUGUGAAAGACGCCGAAAAUCUAUACAUGUUGAGGAUAGCAAUAUGGGUGACACAUAGAAUGAACCAUCAAGACAUGGGAGAAAGAUGGGUAAGACGCGCACAAUUGAUAGAAGAAUGUGUAAAGAUCUUCAGAGAAUUGGAUAUUGAGUACCGUGUUUAUCCGAUGAAUGUUAAUGUUAAUUCCAUGCCGCCUGUGUUCUUCCCUCCCUCUAACAUGGGUGCCGAUCCUUUUAUUGCUGAAGGAGCUAAGGAGGUUGCUCAUCAUUGAAGAUCAUCAUAAUAUUAAUGGGGCAUAAUUUUGUGCUAUCUUCUUAGGAAACGAUUGAUGAUUAAAUGCGAAAUCUCUUGUUGUAAUCUCUUUAAUCCUUUGUCUUCUUGUAUAACUUGUAACAAUUUUUAUUUAAUUUUGCCUUUCCUUUCUUGUAUACUUCUUUUCAUGGUUUAUACUAGAUUAUUAGUGCAUAUACUCUUGGUUUUCAUUUUAUUUAUAGUCUUAUACAAUAUGGAACCAUUU
This is a messenger RNA of Chenopodium quinoa (quinoa), 4274 nucleotides long. Its product is annotated as mechanosensitive ion channel protein 6-like. Gene Ontology annotation, biological process: transmembrane transport; monoatomic anion transport. Gene Ontology annotation, cellular component: plasma membrane. NCBI's taxonomy places the organism in Eukaryota, Viridiplantae, Streptophyta, Magnoliopsida, Caryophyllales, Amaranthaceae. Gene Ontology annotation, molecular function: mechanosensitive monoatomic ion channel activity. The transcript is spliced from 5 exons. Bases 672 to 4028 code for a protein of 1118 amino acids. The record is from RefSeq and is a predicted model, not a curated record.